AUGCAGAAGCUGUUCGUGUCAUCCUCCAACCCCGUCAUGCCUGGUGAUGCCCCGGAGGGCGUUGAGGCGAAGAUGGCCUAUGAUACGAGCGGUACCGAUGGCUUGAAGGCUGCGCUUCCCGCUACUUUUGGUGGAUAUUUGCUCGAGGCGUUGGCGAAGGACAUGUACAAGGUUGCGCCGCCUCCGGAGAUGGUGAAUAAGAAGGGUGUCGAUGGCAUUCAGGAGGCGUUGGAUCGGCUGAGGAACGGUAUUUCUGCGAAGAAGAUUGCUGUUGAGGCUCCUUGGACUCCACUGUUAUAG
Messenger RNA from Monascus purpureus, 300 nucleotides. NCBI's taxonomy places the organism in Eukaryota, Fungi, Ascomycota, Eurotiomycetes, Eurotiales, Aspergillaceae. The record is from the annotation of a GenBank genome assembly.